CAAGUGAGUUAUUCUAUAAUCAUCUAAUUCCAGAUGAGACAUGAGUAUUUUAUUUAGCGAAAACAACUUAGUUUUAAUUGAUCAUAUACAUUUUAUAUCUAAAAUAUACGAAGGUGUAAGUUACAAUAAACAAGAGAAAUCAAAUUACACAUUGAUAGGAAAAUUGUUUUCAAUUAAAAAUAGUAAACAAAACGGGAAUAAAAAGAGACCACGAGAAUGUAGUCAAAUUAUCGAAGAAGCAUCUCGGGUAAAACAAAUGUACAAUGAUCUGUAUGAAAAAAUCCCAAUAGAAAUUAAGCAAAAUAUAAGAGACAAGUAUAACUUACUAGAAACAUCACUUGUCAGGGACCUAUCGAGGAAAUAUUUUGAGUGUACUCUCUUUGAUCACAAAGGAUUGAAUGGUGGCAAUAAUUCUGAUGGUCCACUGUGUUGUAAAGUUAAAGAUGACUAUUUUCUCAUACCACCAAGAGCAAGGUUUCUUUGUGGAUGUGUAAAAGAACAAUGCCAGAAGUUGAAGACUAACAAGUAUGACAUAGUUAUAGCUGAUCCUCCUUGGUGGAACAAAUAUAUCAGAAGGUUGAAAGGUGCUAAUGAUAAGAUGAGUUAUUCAAUGAUGUACAAUGAAGAUAUAGCAUCAAUACCACUCAAAGAUCUACUUUCUAAAAAUAGUUUAAUAGCCAUCUGGUGUACUAAUGCACUAAGUAACAUAAAUGCAGUCAAAAAUAUAAUAUUCCCGGAAUGGGGUGUUGAGUAUGUUACAACAUGGUAUUGGUUGAAAGUGAAUAUAGACCUGACUCCUCUGUGCGAGUUUAGUGCUGGCUGUAAGAAGCAACCCUACGAAAGAGUUAUAAUAGGCAAAGUUGGAGAAGUUAGAAAUAUACCAUGUGAUUUAUUAUUGGCGAGUGUUCCGAGCGCCUUGCAUUCGCAUAAACCACCUUUAUUAGAUUUAUUAACGCCUUGCAUGGAUGUUAAAGAAGUGAAGAUAUUAGAGUUGUUUGCGCGUUAUUUACUACCGAACACAACUAGUGUUGGUUACGAACCUUUGAAGUGGCAACAUAUAUCAUUGUAUGAAGAAAGAUAAUAAAUAUAUUUUUAUAUAUAAAU
This is a messenger RNA of Vanessa tameamea, 1104 nucleotides long. RefSeq names its product N(6)-adenine-specific methyltransferase METTL4 (gene Mettl4). Gene Ontology annotation, biological process: methylation. Gene Ontology annotation, molecular function: methyltransferase activity; nucleic acid binding. The coding region runs from base 41 to 1081 and encodes 346 amino acids. NCBI's taxonomy places the organism in Eukaryota, Metazoa, Arthropoda, Insecta, Lepidoptera, Nymphalidae. Gene Ontology annotation, cellular component: nucleus. The transcript is spliced from 5 exons. The record is from RefSeq and is a predicted model, not a curated record.